AUGUGUGAGCAGCAACCGCUCAUGUGUGAGCAGCAACCGCUCAUGUGUGAGCAGCAACCGAUCAUGUGUGAGCAGCAACCGCUCAUGUGUGAGCAGCAACCGCUCGUGUGUGAGCAGCAACCGCUCGUGUGUGAGCAGCAACCGCUCAUGUGUGUGCAGCAACCGAUCAUGUGUGAGCAGCAACCGCUCAUGUGUGAGCAGCAACCGCUCAUGUGUGAGCAGCAACAGCUCAUAUUGCAUCCACUCAAGGGAAUGACACAGGGGAAACGCAUACUUGCAAAUAAGAAAAAAGACGAGACAAUAUCAUUAAUCAAUGUGAACACAACUGAUGUUUGUGUCCAGACCACUGAUGUUUGUGUCCAGACAACUGAUGUUUGUGUCCAGACCACUGAUGUUUGUGUCCAGACAACUGAUGUUUGUGUCCAGACCACUGGUGUUUGUGUCCAGACAACUGAUGUUUGUGUCCAGACAACUGAUGUUUGUGUCCAGACCACUGAUGUUUGUGUCCAGACAACUGAUGUUUGUGUCCAGACAACUGAUGUUUGUGUCCAGACCACUGAUGUUUGUGUCCAGACAACUGAUGUUUGUGUCCAGACAACUGAUGUUUGUGUCCAGACCACUGAUGUUUGUGUCCAGACAACUGAUGUUUGUGUCCAGACAACUGAUGUUUGUGUCCAGACAACUGAUGUUUGUGUCCAGACCACUGAUGUUUGUGUCCAGACAACUGAUGUUUGUGUCCAGACCACUGAUGUUUGUGUCCAGACAACUGUUGUUUGUGUCCAGACACAACUGGUGGACGCAUUAAGCUGGUGUUUGUGUCCGGACACAACUGGUGGAGGCACUUCAGGGGACGAGACCUGA
Procambarus clarkii (red swamp crayfish) is the source of this 861-nucleotide messenger RNA. The record is from RefSeq and is a predicted model, not a curated record. Lineage: Eukaryota; Metazoa; Arthropoda; Malacostraca; Decapoda; Cambaridae.